GGUAACUUUUUCUCCUUUGUUUUUGAACAAUAUUUUGAAUCAUGGCGACACCAGAAAAGAGGCUUUCAACAGGCUUAAAUGCAAGAAGCAUAGGGUCAGGCAAGGAAACCAUAGUUUUGUGUCAUGGGUUUGGAACGGACCAAUCGAUAUGGCACAAAAUCAUUCCCCUUUUGGCAGAAAGUUACACUCUGGUUGUCUUUGAUUGGCCUUUUUCUGGGGCUGUGACUGAUAAGAGCCUUUAUGAGCAUGCCAAGUAUACAUCCUUUGAACCUUAUGCUGAUGAUUUGAUCACUGUGAUAGAUGAGAUGGACCUCAACUGUGUCACUUUUGUUGGACAUUCCAUGUCUGCUAUGAUUGGUUGUAUUGCCUCCAUUAAAAGACCUCACCUCUUCAAUAAUCUCAUUCUUGUUACUGCUUCUCCAAGGUAUAUAAACACAGAUGAUUACUUUGGUGGUUUUGAGAGGUCAAGCAUUGAUGAAAUGGUCUCAACCGUAGAGCUGCAAUAUGAAAGUUGGUGUUCAGCCUAUGCUCCCAUUGCAGUGGAUAAAAAUGAUGGUGCCUCUGUUGAAAAAUUCCUUAGCUGCUUGAAAAGCAUGGAUAGUGAAGUUGCAGUCUCUUUAGCCAAAACUGUGUUUUACAGUGACUACAGAGACAUGCUUGAGAAGGUUGAAACACCAUGCACCAUCAUCCAAUCAAGCAAUGACAUGGCAGUUCCAGUUGGCAUAGGGCAGUACUUGGAGAAGAAGAUCAAAGGGGUGGCCACUUUGCAGAUCAUAGACAUGAUUGGCCAUUUCCCUCAGCUCACUGCACACCUUAAGCUAGUUGAGCUGGUGAAGGCUGUUGUGGGAAUUUAGAUCGCUUUGGUAUGUAAUAUUCAUCUUUAUUGUGUCAAA
This is a messenger RNA of Vigna radiata var. radiata (mung bean), 893 nucleotides long. Its product is annotated as probable strigolactone esterase DAD2. Lineage: Eukaryota; Viridiplantae; Streptophyta; Magnoliopsida; Fabales; Fabaceae. Bases 42 to 854 code for a protein of 270 amino acids. The record is from RefSeq and is a predicted model, not a curated record. The transcript has 2 exons.